Eublepharis macularius is the source of this 4967-nucleotide messenger RNA. RefSeq names its product rho GTPase-activating protein 7-like. Gene Ontology annotation, molecular function: lipid binding; protein binding; GTPase activator activity. The transcript has 14 exons. The record is from RefSeq and is a predicted model, not a curated record. Lineage: Eukaryota; Metazoa; Chordata; Lepidosauria; Squamata; Eublepharidae. The coding region runs from base 233 to 3397 and encodes 1054 amino acids. Gene Ontology annotation, biological process: signal transduction; actin cytoskeleton organization; regulation of Rho protein signal transduction.
CAGAUGCUGUGCUGGCCGCCUGCGCUCCCAGGGCCGGGGGGACGUGCUCGGUGUCACAGGCGCGGAGUGGAGGCGCUGCUUGUGCCGCCGCUUCUCGAAAAGCAGGAUUUACCUCGCCUGGGAGGCUACCGAGCCGCCGAGCUUAUGGUCCCGCGGGCAUGGGGAGAAGAGCGGCUGGAGAGUGAAGCGGGAGCGCCCGUGGUCGUCACGCGUGACGGAGCCCCGCGGCAAGAUGAUUCUCACGCAAAUUGAGGCCAAGGAAGCCUGUGAGUGGCUGAAGGCUGCUGGUUUCCCUCAAUAUGCUCAGAUGUUUGAAGAUGUGCAAUUCCCUAUUGAUAUUAAAACUGUGAGGAAAGAUCAUGAAUUUUUAGAUCAAGAUGCAAUAGAAUCCCUGUACAGGCGGUUAAAUACAUUGAAUAAGUGUGCAGCAAUGAAAGUGGAAAUAAACCGGCAAAGAAAGCGGAGUGAUGAAUCUGAAGAGGAUGAACCCUGUGCAAUAAGUACCAAAUGGACCUACGAAAAGUGUACUCAGAGAUGGUCUCGUCUUGAGAGUUUGGAAGGUUUUGGAGCUUCAGUUGCUGACAAUCUGAGGCUUAAGAGCAUUGGCAGCGGGGAUAUAGCUUUUUCUGACCAGGGGGAGAGGAAUGAUGAAUCUUCAGUUCACAGUACUAGCAGUGGUGAUAGUGACUUAAUCAGCUUUCCAAAGACUUUUGAGGAUGUGGAGACUAGCAGGAGUUCAUCAACGUGUUCCUCAAAUAAAUUGGCAUCUCCAGACUCUACCUUCAGUUGCUCUUCGUCUCCUGGUGAAACCUUGAACAUAAUCAGUGAGGACAAGCUCUUGGAUAAACCAUCCAGCAAAAAGGGAAGGAGCUUCCUAAAGAAAAUGGAGAAGCUGCGGAUAAGGAGCAGCAGUCUAAAGAGAGAACCUCAAUCAAAGGCCAAACCCAUUAUCAGUGAGCCUAUUCUUUUAGAGGGACUGACUGAAGAAAAGCUGAGAAACCUCAAUUGUGUGAAUAUUAGCGAUAUGUCCAACAGCCAGGCGAUGCAGUCCUCUUCUUACUCACCACAGAGCUGCAGUAGCAGCAGCCAAUCAGAAAACAGCAGCACUGUGAGCACCCCAAGCCCUGUUAUCAAAGCCAGGCGGCACAGUCACAGAGGAGGGAUGUAUGCAGAGGGUUAUGAUUCCCACAAGCUUUCCUUAUGGAAUGAUCUCUCUGAGCAUAAUUUGAAAAAUGAGAUAAAUUUGCACGAAAACAAAGUAUUUCAAGUACCACAGGGCCAUAAGCCUGGGACAUUCCCCAAAGCACUGACUUGCAGCCUUUUGUCCCCUCUAGAUAACACAGCUGUGAACUGGAGAACUGGGAGUUUUCACGGGUGCCGGAGAAAUAGGGUUCAUAUUGGUUCUCAAGACUCUGAAACUCCGCCUGAUUCUCUUUCACUAAUAGAUAACAGACUGAGCAUAUAUGACAAUGUACCUGGCAUUCCUGUCCAUAUUAACAAAGUGGAUGCAUCAGAGACGGGAGAUGAUGAUGUCUUUACAGAACUAGACAAUGUUAUGGAACAUGUUAAUGGUCUUAGGAAGUUGGUCAGUCAGUGGUCAGAGAAAUUCUCUGAUGAUGGGGAUUCAGACUCUGCUAGUCACUCCAACCACUCCAUUUCUCCAUGCCCAUCAUCUCCUAAGGAGAUCCAUCUGGAGAUUAAAAAGCAUCCAGAGAAGUUGACAGAACUGCCUGCCAUUGAUGGAGAAGACAACUGCAAGAGUACCAGUGAGCAUCGCCUUGCAGAAUUGGCUUAUGUUACAGAAACGGGGAUAAGACUGACACCAGCAUGUUCUGUCAGACCCGUGGGAAGAUAUCGGUCUACUGAGGAAGACAUACAUUUGGAAACUCUUUCUGUACAAAUUGACAGCCAGUCAGCAGCCCACCUAAACCGAAUACAGAAGCUAGCUUUGUUAAAACUGACUUCUUUAAUGGACAAAUACACUCCUUCUAGCAAGCAAGGAUGGAAUUGGACUGUUCCAAAGUUCAUUAGAAAAAUAAAAGCCCCCGAUUAUAAGGACAAAAAUAUAUUUGGAGUACCACUAUUGUUAAAUGUCCAGAGAACAAGUCAUCCACUUCCAAGGAGCAUACUCCAAGCCAUGGACUACUUAAGAGACAAUUUUCUUGACCAGGUUGGCCUUUUCAGAAAGUCUGGUGUUAAAUCUAGGAUCCUCUCCUUAAGGGAAAUGAAUGAAAAUGACCCUCACAAUGUAACUUAUGAGGGACAGUCAGCAUUUGAUGUGGCAGAUAUGGUGAAACAGUAUUUCCGAGAUCUUCCAGAACCUAUAUUCACAAGCAAGCUCUGUGAAACUUUCCUUCACAUCUACCAAUAUGUGCCAAAAGAUCAGCAAUUUUGUGCUGUCCAGGCUGCUGCUAUUCUGCUUCCAGAUGAAAACCGUGAAGCUUUGAAAAUCCUACUCUUCUUUCUCAGGGACGUAGUAGCUUUCGUUGAGGAAAACCAAAUGACACCUACCAAUCUUGCUGUUUGCCUAGCACCAUCUUUGUUUCACCUGAACACAUUGAGAAGAGAGAGUUCCUCAUCAUCUAGAUCCAGCCAAAGAAAAUGUAGCACUGGGAAACCUGACCAGAGAGAUCUAAGUGAGAACUUAGCUGCAACUCAAGGCCUGGCCCACAUGAUAAUGGAGUGCCACAGACUCUUUCAGAUACCUGACUAUUGCUUUGAUGAGGGUUAUGAAGAUUUCCAUAACCAAAACAUCUCAAAUGAGACAAAUCAAACUAUCAUUACAAACCAUUCUAGCACAGUGAUCUUCCUGGAACAUUUUAUGCAGGAUUUGCUUCGAGAUGCCAAGGAGAAAUUCAAGAACUGGGUUCCUUGUUCUGUUGCAGAAGGAGUAGACUCUGCGUAUAAAAAGGUGGAAGAUAACUAUUGUCUCCGUUUAUGGAGAGCUUCUGUUGAAAUUGAUGCUGCUCCUAAAGCAGUUCUACACCGUGUACUGAUGGAACAACAACUGUGGGAUCCAAAUCUGCAGCAGUCAAAGAUCCUAGAAGUCUUAGAUGAUGAUACGGACAUUUACCACUACACAACAGAAAGCAUGUCUCCACUUCCUCCACGAGACCAUGUGAUCCUGAGGACUUGGCGAACUGAUCCUCAAAGUGGAACUUGUGUGUUAGCAGCUACCUCAACAGCCAGUGAAGGUGCUAAAGUGAAUGGGAUCCUAGCUAAGGUCCUACUGUGUCAGUACCUUAUAGAAACAGUUGGCUCCCAUAAAUCCAAAGUGACGCAUGUCUGCCGAAUAGAUACAAGGGGCCGGACACUGGAGUGGUACAACAGGGCUUUUGGUCACAUUUGUUCUGCAGAACUGAUGAGGGUUAAAGAGUCCUUCAGAACUUCAUGGUGACUUACUAGUUUUGGAGGAGAAGACAAAGAAUAGCACCCAAAACUGAUUUUUUUUCCCCCAGAAUAUGAGUUAAAGUUGACCAGCUAUAUUAUUUUGACCAACUAAGAUCUACAUAUAAUGAAAUGUUACUAGCAUUUUAUAAAGAGAGUUUUUUUCUCAGUUGAAGCAUGUUCCUGAACUGGUGGACAUUAUGCACCAUUUUUAGAGAGUUUUUAUAUAAAAUUUUUAUAUGAUGAAAAGUUGACCUAUCAAUGUUAAGUUAUUUAAAAAGAACAGCUUGGUGUGUUCUAAAUAUAUUUUAAUUUGUAAAAUGUGGGAUGUAUUUUUCAGAUGUUAUAUGAACUUAGUAGCUACAAGUAAAUGCAAACCAUCCAGCUGUUCAGUUGGUUUUCUAAUGUUAGUAUUAAACUAUUAGUAAUUAAUGACAGUUGGACAGGCAGCCCUGUUGCAUCUAUAUAAAGGUGACAGAGGUGUGCCUUUUACCGCCAAAAAGCUAUAUGCAAAAGCUUAAAUUGUAUGUAGGAAUGUUCGAUAUAUUUUGCAAGCACACUCCUGCCUCAAACUGAUGGCAAAAUGGGCACUUUAGUUCUUAAAGGUGAAUAUGAUUUUUCUUUGCUAGCUUGGUAGUUCUCAGUAGUGAUUGGCACCCAGGUUUUGAAACUUAAGAGGGAACUGAAUGGUAAAGAGGUGACAAUAGCUGCUGUCCUGUCCGAGGGGCACUGGGUUGACGUUAUGACACAUUCAUAUGGCAUGUGAUUGUCAAUGAGAUUGCUUUAUUUUCUUAACCAGUGUAACUUGAUUAUGGCAGCUCAUUCUUUUUUUUUUAAUAAUCUGUAAUAUUAGGUAAUAAAUACUAAAAGGCUUUCAUGGGUUUAAGACCACUUAUGCACCACUACUGCACUACUCCUUAGACUGCUUGACCCAGCUGUGUCUUGAAGCGUUGUUCCCACAAAGAAUGUCAAAUCUUCACGUUUCAUCGGCUUCAAUAGAACCUCCUUACUGAGUAUGCUUUGGGCAAGAACUAACAUGUAGUUUACCUACACAGCAUGGCUUCAGAGCAUUCUGCUUACUAAAUGAUGCAGGUUAAAAAAAACACAGUAAAAGGGUCUUUAUAUACUGACAGAAUAUGAGGGUUUUUUAGGUGCCAAACUCAGGUAAUACAUACACGAUACGUUCCAGGGAAACAAACCAAUUUCUUUUAAGCAUGUAAUGCCAGUGGUUCAGCUAUUAAACCUGCCCAGUCAUUAAUUCCAAUAUUAUUUGAACAUUUUCCUGAACUCAUUCUUUAACUUUCAUAUGUGUAGUAUUGUAAAGAAACCUACAAGAAGGAAAAUGACAAACAUCACUUCACUUGAAAUUUUAGAGAGAAGCUUGUUACUAGUCGAAACUCACUCUGUGUAGCCCCCCCCCACCAUAAAUAUGAACAAGCAGUUCUCCCAUUUUUAAAAUAGGCAUGUUUUGUUCUUGAUGUCUGUACCAUCCAGUUGUAUUUGCAAAAACUCUUAUGCUUAUGUAAAUAAAAUGAUUAAAAUGAGCUCUGACAGCACACCUAAUAAAGGUGAAGCAUUCA